AUGUCAGAAUCUGAUGAAGAUGAUGCUAUAUCGUUGAUCGACAAAAACAACCUCGACAUUGGCAUAUACAUAAUGAAGUCGAAAGGUCAAUCAUUAUUGAAGGCGAAGACUUCUCAGCUCGUAAACUCAAUUCAAGCUCUCAAGUAAUUGACUUAUCAACGCAACCAAAUCAUAGUUUAAUCUGCACUCUGCAGUGAACUUGUAGAGAAAAUAAAGGAUUUGGAACUGGACUUUAACAUCAAAAUUAGUGCGUUUAUAACGCAAGAAGUAUCUAGUAUACAAGAUAAACGGAAGGCGUAUGCUAACGAGUCGCUCCUCCACGGAAAUCGAGCAUUAAAGGAUGAAAACAAAUCCCUGCUGCAAAAGAUCGCUAACUUGUCCUUCAUAGUAUCCGAUUUAAACACCAAACUUAAAGAAUCUAAAAAUGAAAAACAGAGUCUUUAG
Paramuricea clavata is the source of this 444-nucleotide messenger RNA. The record is from the annotation of a GenBank genome assembly. NCBI's taxonomy places the organism in Eukaryota, Metazoa, Cnidaria, Anthozoa, Malacalcyonacea, Plexauridae.